AUGGCUUCCAAUGACCAAAGCAACUCAAAAAGCCAUAGCAGCAAUCAAAACCAAGUAGUGGUGGUUGCAGUACCUUUCCCAGCACAAGGCCAUCUAAACCAGCUUCUACACCUCUCACGCCUCAUCUUAUCACACAACAUACCUGUCCAUUAUGUUGGCACUUCCACACACAACCGUCAAGCAACCGAUCGAGUUCAAGGUUGUGAUCCAAACUCCAUUUCAAACAUUCAUUUCCAUAACUUCAAAGUUCCUUCCUUUGUUUCACCACCUCCUACUCCAAAUUCAGAAACCAAAUUCCCUUCUCAUUUGGUUCCUUCUUUUGAGGCGUCGACACAUCUUCGUCAGCCUGUCGCGGAACUCAUGCAAUCACUCUCAUCUGUUUUCAAAAGGGUCAUUGUGAUCCAUGACAGUCUAAUGGCAUCUGUUGUACAAGAUGCUACAAAAAUAGCAAAUGUUGAGAAUUACUUAUUUAUGAGCACUUGUGCUUUUACAUAUUUCUUCCACAUAUGGGAGAAAGUGGGAAAAUUUAUUCCAAUAGAAAGCUCACAUAUCAUAGAUACUCCUUCUUUGGAAGGAUGCUUCACAACUGAAUUCAUUGAUUUCAUUACUACACAAGAUGAAUUCUAUGAACUCAAUGAUGGGACUAUCUUCAAUACAAGCAGAGCUAUUGAAAGUCCUUACUUGGAGUUGAUAGAGAAAACCAUUAGCAGUAAGAAGCAUUGGGCACUUGGGCCUUUCCACCCUUUAACCAUUGAGAAGAAUGGUUCAAAGGAUAAGCACUCAUGCAUUGAAUGGCUUGAUAAACAAGAGGCAAAAUCAGUUAUUUAUGUAUCGUUUGGAACAACAACAACUUUGACAGAAAAAGAAGUUGAACAGAUUGCUAUUGGGUUGGAAAAAAGCAAGAAAAAAUUCAUCUGGGUGUUAAGAGAUGCUGAUAAAGGAGACAUCUUUGAUGAAAAUGGAGUGAAAAGACAUGUACUUCCAAAAGGGUUUGAUGAGAGAGUUGAAGGUAUGGGGUUAGUUGUAAGGGAUUGGGCACCCCAAUUGGAAAUUCUAAGCCAUCCUUCAACAGGUGGGUUUAUGAGUCAUUGUGGAUGGAACUCUACCUUAGAGAGCAUUUCAAUGGGGGUGCCAAUAGCAGCUUGGCCUAUGCAUUCUGACCAGCCAAGAAACUGUGUUCUUAUAACACAAGUGUUGAAGAUUGGUUUGGUUGUGAAGGAAUGGGCUAAAAGAAAUGAGUUAGUAGCUGUUUCAGAUAUCGAGAAUGCUGUUAGAACUUUGAUGGAAACAAAGGAAGGUGAUGAGAUGCGAGAGAGAGCAACGAACCUUAAAAAUGCUAUUCGUAUUUCUAAGGAAGAAGGUGGAGUCUCUCGUAUUGAAAUGGAUUCUUUCAUCGCCCAUAUCACUAGAUAGUUGCCGCGAUGUUUUUAUUCUUUUGGAUGGGCAAAUGUUAGUAAAUUUGUUGUUAUGCUAGUUUCCUUUUUAAUCUUUUAAGGAGGAGGAUUAUUGAUGAUUUUAGUGGCAAAAGUAUGUGUGCUGUUUUUCCAUUUAUGCAAAGAUUUCUAAGGAUAUAAAUGUUGUUUUUAAGAUGAUUGAUUUUAUCAUUCAAAAAUAGUUAGCGGUGCA
Trifolium pratense (red clover) is the source of this 1626-nucleotide messenger RNA. RefSeq names its product zeatin O-glucosyltransferase-like. The transcript has a single exon. Gene Ontology annotation, molecular function: UDP-glycosyltransferase activity. NCBI's taxonomy places the organism in Eukaryota, Viridiplantae, Streptophyta, Magnoliopsida, Fabales, Fabaceae. The record is from RefSeq and is a predicted model, not a curated record. The coding region runs from base 1 to 1413 and encodes 470 amino acids.